Messenger RNA from Ahaetulla prasina, 1634 nucleotides. Its product is annotated as tubulin alpha-8 chain. Gene Ontology annotation, biological process: microtubule cytoskeleton organization; mitotic cell cycle. Gene Ontology annotation, cellular component: cytoplasm; microtubule. The record is from RefSeq and is a predicted model, not a curated record. The transcript has 5 exons. NCBI's taxonomy places the organism in Eukaryota, Metazoa, Chordata, Lepidosauria, Squamata, Colubridae. Gene Ontology annotation, molecular function: structural constituent of cytoskeleton; GTP binding. Bases 134 to 1483 code for a protein of 449 amino acids.
CUUCAUUACAGCUCAACUGGUGGCAGAAGGAAUUGGUGAGAGAAAGGGAAAACAGAAACAAAGCUCCUGAUCAAGAAAAGCUUCAAGUUCCUGAUCAAGAAAAGAAGCCAGAAUCAGAAUCAGACAAAGCAUUAUGCGUGAAUGCAUCUCUGUUCAUGUUGGACAAGCUGGAGUUCAGAUUGGUAAUGCAUGCUGGGAGCUCUUCUGUCUGGAACACGCCAUCCAGCCAGAUGGCACCUUCCAGGCCGAACCCAGCAAGUUUAAUAAUGACGACUCCUUUACCACUUUCUUCAGCGAAACCCGCACGGGGAAGCACGUGCCACGAGCUGUUAUGGUGGACCUAGAACCCACAGUAGUAGAUGAAGUCCGGGCUGGCGCCUACCGCCAGCUUUUCCACCCAGAGCAGCUGAUCACUGGCAAAGAGGAUGCCGCUAACAACUAUGCCCGUGGUCACUACACCAUUGGAAAGGAGAGCAUUGAUAUGGUGCUGGAUCGUAUUCGCAAGCUGACAGAUUCCUGCUCAGGUUUACAAGGAUUCCUGAUUUUCCACAGUUUUGGAGGAGGCACGGGCUCAGGUUUCACCUCCUUGUUGAUGGAACGCUUGUCGGUAGAUUAUGGCAAGAAGUCCAAACUGGAGUUCGCUAUCUAUCCAGCCCCUCAAGUGUCCACUGCAGUGGUGGAACCCUACAAUUCUAUCCUGACCACCCACACCACCUUGGAACACUCCGACUGUGCCUUCAUGGUGGACAAUGAGGCCAUCUAUGACAUCUGCCGGCGUAAUUUGGACAUUGAGCGUCCCACGUACACCAACCUGAACCGUCUCAUCAGCCAGAUUGUCUCCUCCAUCACUGCCUCCUUGCGUUUCGAUGGUGCCCUCAAUGUGGACCUGACUGAAUUCCAGACCAACCUGGUGCCCUACCCUCGCAUCCACUUCCCCUUGGUGACCUAUGCACCCAUCAUCUCCUCUGAGAAGGCCUACCACGAGCAGCUCUCCGUGGCCGAGAUCACCAGCUCCUGUUUUGAGGCCAACAAUCAGAUGGUCAAAUGCGACCCCCGUCAUGGCAAGUACAUGGCUUGCUGCAUGCUCUAUCGUGGAGAUGUGGUACCCAAAGAUGUCAAUGUAGCAAUUGCUGCCAUCAAGACUAAAAGAACAAUCCAGUUUGUGGACUGGUGUCCAACUGGCUUCAAGGUUGGCAUCAAUUAUCAGCCCCCAACCAUAGUGCCCGGAGGUGACCUUGCUCAAGUGCAGCGAGCUGUUUGCAUGCUGAGCAACACCACUGCCAUCGCUGAAGCCUGGGCAAGGUUGGACCACAAGUUUGAUUUGAUGUAUGCCAAGCGAGCCUUCGUUCACUGGUAUGUUGGUGAAGGCAUGGAGGAAGGAGAGUUUUCCGAGGCUCGGGAAGAUUUAGCUGCAUUGGAGAAAGACUAUGAGGAAGUUGGCACGGAUUCUUUGGAAGAAGAAAAUGAUGGGGAAGAAUAUUGAAAAUAUAAAUGGUCCCUAGCUGUGCAUAUUUGGGCCACAAAUGAAGUUCUCACAAGUCUUUGAUGGACGAAAGAAGCAUAGUAGUAGAGCUUAAUCAAUUGCAUUCUUGUCUACUCCAGCAGCAUAUAUAAAUAUAUCAUCAGUCUGUGAA